AUGGGAAAGAAAUCCAAAGUUGGAAAACAGCGUAAAGAUAAAUUUUAUCAUUUAGCUAAAGAAACAGGUUAUAGAUCUCGUGCUGCUUUCAAAUUACUUCAACUUAACAAGCGUUUUGAGUUUCUUCAAAAUUCUAGAGCUUUAGUUGAUUUAUGUGCUGCACCUGGAGGAUGGCUUCAAGUUGCUUCUCAAACAAUGCCUCCAUCAUCUAUUUGUAUAGGAGUUGAUUUAGAUCCUAUUAAACCAAUUAAAAAUUGUAUUACUUUUCAAGGGGAUAUUACUCAUGAAUCUACUAGACAAAGGAUUAGAAGAGAGUUAAAUACUUGGUUAGCUGAUACUGUUAUUCACGAUGGUGCUCCAAAUGUUGGUAUGAAUUGGAUUCAUGAUGCUUUUCAACAAAAUUGUUUGGUUCUUAUGGCUUUAAAAUUAGCUACACAAGUCUUAAAAAAGAAUGGUUAUUUUGUUACAAAAGUUUUUAGAUCUGCAGAUCAUCAAGCAUUGGUAGGAGUAUUUGAUAAAUUGUUUAGAGCCGUUCAUAUCUGGAAGCCAGCUGCAUCACGUUUAGAAUCUGCUGAGAUUUUUAUGGUUUGUGAAGGAUAUAAAAAGCCCAAUAAAGUUCCUCCAGAGUUAUUAGACCCUAAACAGGUCUUCAAACAGAUUGAAGAAGAUUUGACGGGUGAGGCUUUAAAAAAUCAAAUUAUCAGUAGAAAAUCAAAGAAACUUAAAGCUGUUGGAUAUGACGUAAACAAUAUUACACAAUAUAAUGAAGUCAAAUUAUCAGAUUAUUUAUCUAGUACUGAUCACAUUUUAACAAUUGCUAAAGCUUCCAAAAUUGUUAUUGAUGAGCCUCGAUGGGAAUCUGAUCCUUUAACAACAGAAACAAUUAAAGAUUUAAUAAAAGAUAUUAAAGUACUAGGACCUUCUGAAUUGAGAGUUAUUUUCAAGUGGAGAAGAAGUAUUUUGGAUAAACUUGCUAAAGAAAAAAAACAAAAUGAAGAAUCUGAACAUCCUCAUGAGCUUACAGAGGAAGAAAAGGCUGAACUUGAGAAGCAAGAAAUUGAUAAACAAAUUGAAGCUUUAGUUAGUGAGGAAAAAGCUGCUGACAGAAGAAAGAAAAGACGUGAGAAUAAAAUGAAAAGUAGAUUCGAAGAAGCUAAGAAAUUAGAAAUGGUUCAUGAGGGAGAUUCAAUGAUGCUUUCUGAUGAUAUUGACUUGUUUAGUUUGUCAAAAAUUCGAAAGAAAUUAGAUCUUCAAAAAAUUUCUGAUGUCAAUGUAUCUAUGCCAGAUGUUGAUAGUGAUAAAGAGGAUAACGACAGUGGUGUAAUAGCUUCUGGUGAUGAUGAUGAUGUUCAGUAUGCUUCAGGAGAUGAUGACGAAGAUCUUGAGAAUUAUUCUUGGGAAACAUUAGUUGGAAAAGAGCGUAGUAAGGAAUCUGUGAAGGAAGAGGAAGAAGAUGAUCUUUCUGAUAAUGAAUUAUUACAUACAGAAGAAAGUGGUCUUACAACAAAUGAAAGAAAAGCAGUUCGUUCUGCUUCCUGGUUUAAUAGAGAUGGUAUGACUGAACUUUUGGAGGUAGAAGAUGAUGAUGAUGAGGAUGAUGAUAUUGACGCUGUAGAAAAAGUAGCACCAUUAAAAACUCCUGUUGUUGAUUUUGAAAAAUCUUCAAGAGGAAAAAGAAAACUUAUGUUUGAGGAUAAAGAUGCAUGGAGUGACGAUGAAAAGGAUACAUUUGUCAAAGAGGAAGAAAUAUACAAUAGUGAGGAGGAAACUAAACUAUUUGGUGAAGAUGACAGAAUAGCCAAAAGAUUAACAGAUGAUAAUAAAGGACCAAAAUCUAAAAAGGUCAAACUUACUCCACAACAAUUAGCAUUGGGUGAAGAACUUAUCUAUUCAUCUAAAAAAAGAUCACAAUUAGAAGAUUGGUCAUGGAAUAGAUAUACUAAUAAUGACACUGAUCUUCCAGAUUGGUUUGUUAAUAAUGAAAAGAAACAUUGUGUUAAGCCAUUACCAGUAACCAAAGAACAAGUACAAUAUUAUAAAAACAAAGCUAAAGAGAUAAAUGUUCAUACUAUUAAGAAGGUUAAUGAAGCUAAAGCACGUAAGAAACGUAGAAUGGAAAGACGUAUGGAAAAAGCUAAAAAACAUGCUGAAAAUAUAUUAGGAAAUGAAACUUUAGAACAUGCUGAAAAAAUCAAAGAACUUCAGAAGACAUAUAAGAAGGCUAUGAAGAAGGAACGUCGUCGUGUUCAAUUAUGUGUUAUGACAAAAGGAAAACGUGGCAAAGUACAUAGACCUCGUGGUCCAUACAAAUGUGUUGAUGCUCGUUUGAAAAAGGAUAUGAGAGCAGAAAAAGUACGUAAGACACGUGAGAAAAAAAUGGGAAAAUCUAAGGUUAAGGUUAAAGUAAACAAGAAACAUUAA
Molecule: messenger RNA, 2421 nt
Organism: Strongyloides ratti
Lineage: Eukaryota; Metazoa; Nematoda; Chromadorea; Rhabditida; Strongyloididae
Product: pre-rRNA processing protein FTSJ3
Exons: 2
Coding region: 1-2421 (806 amino acids)
Biological process (GO): rRNA methylation; maturation of 5.8S rRNA from tricistronic rRNA transcript (SSU-rRNA, 5.8S rRNA, LSU-rRNA); maturation of LSU-rRNA from tricistronic rRNA transcript (SSU-rRNA, 5.8S rRNA, LSU-rRNA)
Cellular component (GO): nucleus; nucleolus; preribosome, large subunit precursor
Molecular function (GO): rRNA (uridine-2'-O-ribose)-methyltransferase activity; rRNA (guanine) methyltransferase activity
Source: RefSeq, a predicted model, not a curated record